Messenger RNA from Amoebophrya sp. A25, 184 nucleotides. The record is from the annotation of a GenBank genome assembly. Lineage: Eukaryota; Dinophyceae; Syndiniales; Amoebophryaceae.
GCUUUUUUGCUCUUCUGUAUUUGGAGUGCAAUAUUUUCACCUUCACAUUAAUGAGGAUGAGCAGCAGAUACGUUUAUGUUCGCAACUGAGCUUCUAUUUCUUGAAGCCCGCCAAUAGAACUUCAGAAGGGUGAUUUAGCAAAGGACCUAAUUCUUCAGAAAAAAUAAAAAAUAGAGGAGACGAG